AUGAAGAAUACCUUUGAGCAGAAGUGGCAGUUUACACCAGAUAUGUUUGAGACAAAAGAACACGUCCUUCUAGGACUGGUAGUAGUAACGUGUGUAGUUACGCACGUUUGUUGUCCGCCCCCAGGAGGUCCGUCUCCGUACAGCCGCGCCCUUGAAGAAGCCCUCCGCACCCAAAUCUUCACAACCGACGGUUAUCAGGUUUUACAACGUCCGUCAGAGAGGGUUAUUGUACAGGUUUCCCUGAGUCUUCUCACUGUCAACGAUCUGGAUAUCCGGGACCAAACGCUGUCUUUGACGGGAUUUUUCACGUUUUACUGGCAGGACGAAAGGCUUGACUGGAGUUCCGACUCGACAUAUGACAACAUCCGCUUCCUGUUCAGCUCGGAAACGUACGUUUGGAGGCCUCCAUUGCUCAUAGAAAACUCAGUUGAAGAUGUAUCUAUCAUCAGUGACAAAAACGUCCCAAUGAGAUUCAACAACAGAGGUCUUGUCACGUGGAAUCCGGCGGGUAUAUAUAAGGUGGCGUGUGAGGCAGACACCAGAUACUACCCUAUGGACAUCCAAACGUGUAACCUCACUGUGACAGCCUGGGCUUACACAACCAACGAAAUAACCCUGCUCUUUAAGGACAAUCCAUUUGAUUUGACAUUUUAUUCCACAAAUGGUGAAUGGCAACUUAUCUCAACAGAAACUAUUCUUCCAGAAGCUAUCGCCAGAGGUGGGCAGAGUUUUUCCGGUCUUGACUUUCAGAUCAAACUCAGGCGUCGUCCAAUGUUUCAUAUCCUCAACACCUUGUUUCCAGUGGCACUGAUGGCAAUCCUCAGCGCUACGGUGUUCAAGCUUCCGGCCGAAUCUGGAGAGAAGAUCGGAUUUGCGCUGACAAUACUAUUGGCUUACACUGUGUACCUGACGCUGAUAUCAGAAAAUAUUCCUAGCACGUCCGUCACAGUCUGCUAUCUGUCGUUAUACCUUGCCCUGACCCUAAGUCUCGGAUCCAUGAGCGUCCUGUGUACUAUAUUGGUGCUGAAUGUUUACUUCCGCUCGGACGAAGACGAACCGAUGCCAGGAUGGCUAAAACGACUGACUUUGAAAGUAUUAGCACGAAUUGCUUCUUACAAAAACAAAUGUUGCUGUUUUACGUUCAAUGAUACAAAAAUACACCCCGUCAAUGAAACACCGUCUACAGAACCAGUAAGUGUGAUGCUGCAAGAAGUUGAACAGCCUGAUUUAGUAAAGAAACCCAACAGGAGAAGAAGUAAGCAUCAAGACGAGAUACCGCUGGAGCCUGCAUCCCCCACCCCUUCCUCGACAAGAGCUUUGAUUACGAUCAUGGACGAGACUGAUCUAACGUGGAAAGAACUCUCCAUCAUUUUAGACAGACUGUUUUUCGUGAUUUUUAUGUCGGUCAUUCUUCUGUCUACAACUGGUCUGUUCUACCUUAUCCUGGGCGAAUGGAUCAAUGCUGUUUCCAACAUUCCGGACGAGUGAUGAAGAUAUCUUGGUUCAAAACUAAUAGUGUUAUAAUACAAUUUGGAAGUUCCACGUACGGUUCUAUUACAGUGGUAUAUAGCCGUCGGAAAGUGGUUCACAAUAUCAUUGGUUAUCGGGCCUUUACCAGCUAUGUCAACUCCCUGUCGAGAUGUGAUUUGCUACACAAUAAACAUUUGGUUAUCUCCCUUACUGUGUACGGUAUCCCUCAAAGGCAAACCGCGCAAUACACAAAUGCGCUGUAUUUAGAUAGCAAAAUUAAACAUGUUCCCCAACCACUAUUUUCCAAUAUUUUUGAUAUGUUGUUUGUACACGUGUUCUGAAUAUUAAACAGCAGAAAUAAUUUCUAUUGCAAUUUUUUCGAAGAUAAAACUUAAUUUGACUUGACUAUCAACAUACAGCCGGGGCUGCCAUUCAGGGCUGAUAUUUUGUAUACCACAUUUCUAGCAGUACUCGAUUACAGCGGAGUCGCCUGAAACACAAGAGAAUAAAGUAUAUCGCUCAAGGAAAAAACCACAAUACCCGUGGCAGGACUCUCCUUCGAUCACAACAUCAUGUGUCCUACCACAAGGCCACAGCGCAUCAAAAUUCACUCUGGAUACUAGCAGGACAGUGUUAUGUUUAUUUAUUUAUUUAUCUAUUGAUUUAUUUUCAAGACUGUCAUGACAUGUUUGAUUUUAACUGAUUUAUUUGUGUCCAUUUCUUUACAAUAUCUACACCUGUCAAUGAUAAAACAUCAGGAUAAAAACGCCGUGUAUUAUCAUUCAGGUUUACAAAGAAAACCCGAGUAUUCAAUCAUUUUGCAGUGAAUUCAAAUGGCAUAAAUUUUGUAAAUGGUAAUGAAAAUGAAGGGACCAUCCUCUGCUUGUUCUACUUAUUGAGUAUUGAACGAAAUAAUCAAUUGGUAUAUCGAUAUAUAUUUCGUUCGAUAUUCACCAUACGUUCCCUUGUUAUAACUUUCACACGUAUGGCUAUAUAGAUAUACCUUAACCUUUCCACUACAUUGUAGACCGACAAACCACAGUGCACUUUGUGAAGUGGUUUUGUGUAAAGAGAACGCUACCGUUCUCAGUCAAUACAUCAAUAGACCAAUUCAUUAUCUCGUUCUAUUCUUAUAAUUUAAAACUAAAAUAAAAAUGUACAUAAUGAAAAUAUGUGUAAUCUGCAACAACAUGAGUAUUCUUUAUUGAAAAAUAACCCCAAAAAACGCUGUACGGCGAGUUUAUGGUCAAAGUCAACCUCAUUCUGAGCAUGUUGUUUUGAUAUACAUUAUUUACAUAAGAUUACCGUCUGAUAAGUCGCCAUGUGUAUGAUGUCAUCGAAACGCUCUGUUUUAUUUGAUCUAUCACUUGAUAAGCAUUUAUCAAACAAAAUUAAGUGAUAUUACAAAUAUAUGGUGAUUCAUUUUAAUAGUGGUUUUUAAAUAAACGUUUUACAUAAAGAAAAGAAAAAUCAGCUACGCAAGUAAACAACUCCUGUAUUCAAAUGUCCCGCAGGUAAGGAGUAAAUAUUGUUCCUGAUAUCCCAUUGCAUGAUCGUAAGAUGCGGCUAAAUUUGGGAUCUAACAAACUUUCUUCUUUCCCAUGUCUUCCUUAACAAUGCCUCACAGGCAUUUAGUUGAACGUUCGCCCCCGUGAGGAAGGCUUUGGGUUCUGUCUCCUGGCCGGGACAUACCAGUAUCUCGAAAUAUUGCAGUUUUUUACUCCUGCUAUGCGCUCAGCAUUUUGGGAGUGGGGCGAGUGGUUCGCCUGUUGUCAGUAUAAUGUGACUGGGUGGGGUGACCUGCUGGGUGAUUUCGGCAGUAUGCUUCAGUGGGGUAGCACUAUAAAGUCGGCAUCAGUUCCGCACUAUCAUAAUGACACAAAAACGAAUACACCGCAGCCUUCCAAAACACACACAUUCACCACACAUCUCGCACACAGGAGAGACCUUAGCUGUUUAUAGGACUAAA
Molecule: messenger RNA, 3439 nt
Organism: Pecten maximus
Lineage: Eukaryota; Metazoa; Mollusca; Bivalvia; Pectinida; Pectinidae
Product: acetylcholine receptor subunit beta-type unc-29-like
Exons: 7
Coding region: 1-1488 (495 amino acids)
Biological process (GO): nervous system process; chemical synaptic transmission; monoatomic ion transmembrane transport
Cellular component (GO): synapse; neuron projection; membrane
Molecular function (GO): extracellular ligand-gated monoatomic ion channel activity; transmembrane signaling receptor activity; neurotransmitter receptor activity
Source: RefSeq, a predicted model, not a curated record